CCCACCUAGGGAGAGUUAGGAAGGGAUCAAGUAAACCCUUUGCUCAAAAGUUUCUGAUCUUUAAUUACUAUUCUCUGGUGGGCAAACCAUGAACAUCGCGCAGGGCUUCCAGAUACUUGUAGUUGUAGUUCUCCGGGCCGAAUCGCGCUGCUCGCCCAACUCUUAUUACAAAAACUGCUGGAUUCGGAGCUUCCCGGGAAUCCUGGUGGAUACCGACGCGUCUGGGAAGCGAGGGGCGCGUCUGCUGAGGACUUACCGGGAGGAGAGAGCGCUGAAAUGCAGCCGCAAUUGCUGCCUGGCGGUAAAUGCGUCCUGUAAUGUGGCCGUCUUUCAUUAUGACGCCUCUCAAGACAACUGUUACCACUUGCACUGUCCAACUUUGGAGAGCUGCAUCAUCAGCCAUAGCACUGAUGCUGUUCUCUACAACAUUACCAAAGGUGUGGAUCCUGAUCUCUUGGUGUUCGGCAAGCACUUCAACUCCAACAUCCGCGUGGGUCGCAUCAAUGCCUCUGAGCUGCUUCCAUUGGACAAACGCCAAUUCUUCCAUCCGCCUCCAGCUGCUGCCACUGUAAAACCGACCCCCAGCCGGAGAUUUUCAACAAUCACGCUGAAACCAUCAUCCAUCACAACAUUCCAAACAACCAUACAUACCCUUUCCACUACUAUUGUUCAUUACCGUACUCCGACUCCUCCUACUUUACGCUCUAUAACCAGCACCAACACCAAAGUUCCAAAGACUGAGACUCCGGUUAAAGAGCGAGACACGAACGACCCCAACACUCAAGUAUGGACUAAAAAACGAGACAUUAAUUAUCGGAGCACCAAAUCAUUGCAUAAAGAGCUAGGUACCAACAAUCCAAGCACCCAAACCUCAGUUAAAGAGAUUGACGCCAACAAUUUAAGCAAGCAAAUGGCGAUUAAAGAACAGGAAACUAGUCAUGCGAGAACCUUGUCUUCGGUUUAUGCACGGCAAACAUGGGCUAAAGACCGAGGCACCAACAAAUCAUUCACCCAAUUAUCGGUUAAAGAACGCGAUACCAACAAUCCGGGCACCCAGAUGUCGGUGAAAGAGCGAGGUUCAACUCCUGGCAGGGAAGACCCCCUGGCGGAUUUGGGGCAAGGGUAUCAGGGCCUGCCAGUCGUGCUGGUUGUCUGUGUUGCAGUACUCCUGGGCUGUUUUAUCUGGCUGCUUGCACGCUGGAGGACUAAGAGGAGGAGGAUGGAAUACUAUCAUACAUCUGGGAGAAGAGGGGCCAUGCAUCUGAUUAAGUACCAUCUGGUUGCAGAGGGUAACACCUGA
Corythoichthys intestinalis (scribbled pipefish) is the source of this 1300-nucleotide messenger RNA. RefSeq lists its product as uncharacterized. Bases 89 to 1300 code for a protein of 403 amino acids. Gene Ontology annotation, biological process: extracellular matrix organization; epidermis development; epithelium development. Gene Ontology annotation, molecular function: serine-type endopeptidase inhibitor activity. Lineage: Eukaryota; Metazoa; Chordata; Actinopteri; Syngnathiformes; Syngnathidae. The record is from RefSeq and is a predicted model, not a curated record. Gene Ontology annotation, cellular component: plasma membrane. The transcript has 3 exons.